Drosophila novamexicana is the source of this 2906-nucleotide messenger RNA. RefSeq names its product guanine nucleotide-binding protein subunit beta-1 (gene Gbeta13F). Bases 1070 to 2092 code for a protein of 340 amino acids. The transcript is spliced from 3 exons. The record is from RefSeq and is a predicted model, not a curated record. Lineage: Eukaryota; Metazoa; Arthropoda; Insecta; Diptera; Drosophilidae. Gene Ontology annotation, cellular component: cytoplasm; heterotrimeric G-protein complex. Gene Ontology annotation, molecular function: protein binding; signaling receptor complex adaptor activity. Gene Ontology annotation, biological process: G protein-coupled receptor signaling pathway.
GUAUUUAGAAUUGAUUUUUCUCUUGUAUUUCUUUCUCCCUCUGUGAAUUUAAUGAAAACCCACUUUCUGUUGGUGCGAAUGGGAUAAAUGCUCACUUACAUUAAACUAUGCUUGUCGCACCGACACUGGUUACAUUCGAACCUGCUUUUGCUGCCAUAUAUACCAAUACUCGCCACUAUGAAACACUGGCUGUACUGCUUGCUCAAAUUACUUUCCUCUUUAUUGGCAGCGGUGGUGCAAAAAUUGCAAUUUUGGUGUACCAAAAAAAAAGGAAAUCGAAAAAAUCAAGCAGUGGGUGAAAAUAGACGGACCAAACGAACGGCCAUCAGUAAAAGAGAAAAUUAUUUUACUAGGCACAGUUAAGUGGAUAGUUAAAUAUAUUGGAGGUGUAAACGGAAAUCUGCAACUAACCAAACCAGUGGAUAAUAGGCUGAUGAUUUUUACAAAAAGAGUCAAAAGGAGGCUUAUAGUUCACUGAAAAAACUGUAAUAAGGCAAUCGGCGUGCAUCACAAACGUUGGGAAUCACUGUAAAAAAGGGACACAAAUACCACCGAUUUGGUACGGAGUUCUAGGUUUUCAAAUGCACAUUCUUUCAUGUGAAUUAAAACCAAGAAACACUCAUACUUCGCAAAUUAAUUAACUCGCCACAGCAGGCCAAGGCACGUAAGUGUUCCAAAAAAUUUAUGUAAUUUUAACCAGCAGGAAAACACGGAUAAUCGGCGUGUACCAAAAACUUAGAAUCGUAUACUUUACAAAAUUUGAUCCUUAAAAUCUGAAAACAAAUCAUCUUCAUUUGGAAAUAUAUUACCGGUGAAUGUCCAACUAAGUCAACAUUGCAGUAUACGGUCUUGGCAGCAAGGGUGUUCCGGCGUACAAAAAACCAAGAGAUAUCGAGGAACACAGAAAUUGAUAUAUAUAUAUAUAUAUAUAUAUAGAAACCUUUGAACCCAGAAAUACAUCAAGUUAAACAGUCCAUUUUCUAACGACGUGUUAAGAAGUCCUAGUGCCACUACAAGUGCGAAAGAGAUACAAAUUUAAAGAAAGAACGAAACUUUCGAGAAAAUUAAGAUGAAUGAAUUAGACAGUCUAAGACAAGAAGCUGAGUCUCUAAAGAAUGCGAUUCGUGAUGCACGAAAGGCUGCAUGCGAUACGUCGCUUUUGCAGGCUGCCGCUUUGCUAGAACCUAUUGGACGUAUACAAAUGCGCACGCGACGGACGCUGCGCGGUCACUUGGCCAAAAUUUAUGCCAUGCAUUGGGGAAAUGACUCCAGAAAUCUUGUAUCAGCCUCACAAGAUGGUAAACUUAUCGUUUGGGAUUCGCACACUACGAAUAAAGUGCAUGCCAUACCGCUGCGUUCUUCGUGGGUCAUGACCUGUGCAUACGCACCAUCGGGAAGCUACGUCGCUUGCGGUGGCCUCGACAACAUGUGUUCAAUCUAUAACUUAAAGACACGCGAAGGUAACGUACGUGUGUCCCGUGAACUGCCGGGCCAUGGUGGCUAUCUAUCAUGCUGCCGUUUCCUAGACGACAAUCAAAUUGUGACAAGCUCAGGAGAUAUGUCGUGCGGUCUUUGGGACAUCGAAACUGGCUUGCAGGUUACUUCUUUUCUUGGCCAUACGGGAGAUGUGAUGGCCCUAUCCCUGGCACCGCAAUGCAAAACCUUUGUCUCAGGUGCAUGUGAUGCGUCUGCAAAGCUAUGGGACAUACGAGAAGGUGUUUGCAAACAAACGUUCCCCGGGCAUGAGUCUGAUAUCAAUGCAGUUACUUUCUUCCCUAAUGGACAAGCCUUUGCGACAGGAUCUGACGACGCAACCUGUCGUCUCUUUGACAUACGUGCCGAUCAAGAAUUAGCUAUGUAUUCACAUGACAACAUAAUUUGUGGUAUCACCUCCGUUGCGUUCUCCAAAAGCGGUCGCCUGCUAUUGGCGGGGUACGAUGAUUUUAACUGUAAUGUAUGGGACACAAUGAAAGCAGAGCGCUCGGGCAUUCUAGCCGGCCACGAUAACCGUGUUUCAUGUUUGGGGGUUACUGAAAAUGGUAUGGCAGUAGCAACAGGAUCGUGGGACUCGUUUUUGCGCGUGUGGAACUAAAUAUCGUGCACAACGCGUAUUAAUGGGUGGGGUAGGGUCAACGUGGCGGUGAUUGCGUGCAGUCAGCGUUUAGCAGUAGCGACAAUAACAACAGCAGCAACAAAAACAAAAUCCCCUCAAAUAAAGGUGAAGAUACAUACAUAUUUCGCAGCAAUAACAUUUUUGUGCUCUGAUAUCAAUGGUUCCAUGUUACUGUUAUUUGGCGAAACGGGGACAGUUUAGUUGGACCGCUUGAUGUAGUAAUGAUGCAACCGCGAUAAUGAGGAUGGAACACGGCGUUAACUGCAACGUAGACCACAGCAAAAACAAGAACUUUAUAUACAAAUUAUUUAUAUUGCUAUAUACUUAUUAUACUUAUACAACAAACCAAAACACAGACACAGCAACAUACAACUAGACAUACACACAUACAAGUAUAUUAUUAGUGUAAAUGAAAAAUACGAAACAGAUCCCAUACUGCGCUGUCGCUGAUAGUCAGUUGUGUUUAGUCAGAAUUCCGGUUAAAGCUACAGCUAAAAGUACGUAAAAUUAGUUCAAAUCGUCUACAUGUCAUAUAUGGGCUGAGACCUUCGCUAUAUAGUAAAAACAAAAUGAGUGUGCACCAUGUUGAUUACUAUGAUAGCACUAGCACGACAAUUAUGGUAAUACUACUGUAAUAUCCGUACAUAUGUAUAUGAAUAACGGAUGAUUCGUCAGUCUCAUUUGCCAGUCAUCAAAACAAAAAAUUCUUACAUGACUACAUACACGACAGAGAGUUGGUCAUAAUGAAGCAGAGUCAAAUAAAAUAAAAGCAUUUACAAAAAAAAAAAAAAAA